AUGCUUGAGGCACGUCUAGAGCAGGCCAACUUGUUGAAGAAGGUCGUCGACGCCAUCAAGGAUCUCGUACAGGACUGCAACUUCGACUGCAAUGACUCCGGCAUUGCGCUCCAGGCAAUGGACAACUCGCACGUCGCGCUCGUGUCGAUGAUGCUCAAGUCAGAGUCCUUCUCGCCCUUCCGCUGCGAUCGAAACAUCGCCCUCGGCAUCAACCUCUCCUCCCUCACCAAGGUCCUGAAAUGUGCCCAGCCCGAGGACAUCUUGACCAUGAAGGCAGAGGACGCACCCGAUGUCGUCAAUUUCACCUUUGAGAGCUCCGAGAGCGACAGAAUCAGCGAGUACGAUAUCAAGUUGAUGGACAUUGACCAGGAGCAUCUUGGUAUCCCGGACACAGAGUACGCGGCGACCAUCACUCUUCCAAGUGCCGAGUUCAGACGCAUCACCGGAGAUCUUAGUGCUCUCUCCGAGUCGGUCGCCAUUGAAUGCACGAAGGACGGUGUCAACUUCAAGUGCAGUGGUGACAUUGGAAAUGGCUCUGUUACGCUUCGUUCACACACCGACGUCGACAAGGAGGAGAACAACGUCGAGAUCAACCUCACUGAGCCCGUCGCUCUGACAUUCUCCCUCAAGUACCUAACGAAUUUCUGCAAGGCUAGCGGCCUUAGCAAGUCGGUGAAGCUCUGCCUCAGCAACGAGGUUCCACUUCUGGUGGAGUAUCCUCUGAGCAAUAACAGCUUUCUCCGAUUCUACCUAGCACCAAAGAUUGGUGACGAGGAGUAG
Messenger RNA from Ramularia collo-cygni, 780 nucleotides. Its product is annotated as probable proliferating cell nuclear antigen. The transcript is spliced from 5 exons. Gene Ontology annotation, molecular function: DNA binding; DNA polymerase processivity factor activity. The coding region runs from base 1 to 780 and encodes 259 amino acids. The record is from RefSeq and is a predicted model, not a curated record. Gene Ontology annotation, biological process: translesion synthesis; regulation of DNA replication; mismatch repair. NCBI's taxonomy places the organism in Eukaryota, Fungi, Ascomycota, Dothideomycetes, Mycosphaerellales, Mycosphaerellaceae. Gene Ontology annotation, cellular component: PCNA complex.